Molecule: messenger RNA, 3890 nt
Organism: Stylophora pistillata
Lineage: Eukaryota; Metazoa; Cnidaria; Anthozoa; Scleractinia; Pocilloporidae
Product: nucleotide-binding oligomerization domain-containing protein 1
Biological process (GO): positive regulation of transcription by RNA polymerase II; positive regulation of MHC class II biosynthetic process; positive regulation of MHC class I biosynthetic process
Molecular function (GO): protein binding
Source: RefSeq, a predicted model, not a curated record
CAUGAUUAGCAUAUAAAAACGAGUUACGCAAAUUUGUUUCAACGUAAUCGAAAACAGCGAAAAUACAAACGCCAACAAUGCUUAUUCUCGAGGAAUUACCUGCCCUUAAACUAGCUAACAUAGUCAACCGUGUUACGCUUAGCGGUUGGUUCUUGUACGAUGCAAUUUUCAUUGGAAUCUUUACGGAUACACUGGAGCUGAACAGCAAAUUUAGGUCUCAUUUCCGAUGUGGCGGGGCGGAUAGCGAAAACAUUGACCUUGUUCGUGAACAAUGUUCGAAGCUGUACGAGAAGGAGUAUAACAACUACAGUUUUUCUAUUGACACUUUCGUUUACACUAACCUCCUAUUAACUGAAAUUGUUUGUGCUAUCAGUUGCUGUGUGAUGGCACGCCUUAUAGUCGGUGAUAACUUGUCUCCAAGUGUUCGUUACAGUGACGAGGGAAAGUCGCACGACCAAGAAAAUUCAUUACGGAGUAGAAAUAACUUGUUUAUUGCUUACUGCUGCCAACUCUUUACGAGGUGGGUGUUAAGAGUUUUCUUCAUGGUUAUGCAAACUAAUUUUCUUUAUCUGGACCUUCCCUCCUUUUCUUGUCAUCUAACCUUUGGAGCCUAUCAGCCAAGGUAUUCUUGCUACGGUGAAGGGGUCACUGCCAAAAACAUCAAGAUGAAAGUCAUCCUAGUAGUGAACGGAAUUUUUGCCUUAGGUAUUCUGAUGGAAGCUGUCUAUAUUUCACUACGAGUAUGGAAAGAUGAUAGUUUUAUUGAAAAUUCCGAGUUUUUUAAAGAUUACCUAUAUCUCUCCUCUCCAAAACGACGGCUUCGGAAAUUUAUCAAGAAUGCGAAGAAAACAAUUAAAGAAGACACCUGUCGACCUCCACAACUCCGGUCGCCUUUUUCAAGUAUUCCCGGCGAAGGACAACCAGUCUACGCCAUAUCGGGUGAGAGAAACGCAACACUUAGAGGGCUGGAAGACAUUCUCAAUCACGAAAACAAAAAAGUUUUAAUUGUUGGUCGUCCGGGAAUCGGAAAGACACUUUGCUGUACCAAAGUUCUCAGAGACUGGGCAUUUAACAGAAUAUUUCAUGGAUCGUCUGAUGCUAAAAUCCAUUUCGAUGCGGCUUUCUUUGUCAAAUUUAGAGCAUCCAAUACAGCGGCUGACCUUAGCCUCAAAGAAAUGCUCAUGUUGUCAGAACAUUCCCCCUCAAAACGCAUCGAUGAUGAGGUAUGGAAUUACAUCCUUGAGAACCCCGAAAGAGUCCUCUUUAUUUUCGACGGAAUCGAUGAAUUUAAACAUAACUCAAAGAUCGGCAAGGAAAAUGAAGACCCUCAAUUCAAAAGCCACGUGGACGAGAAGAUGCCCCUCUUCGCUCUUUAUGAGAAGCUUGCGACUGGGAAAGUUCUCAAAGGAGCUGCCGUUUUGACAACAACAAGACCUAGUGCUUUGCCAAGCAUCGAAAGUCUUCCGUUUGACAAGGUCUUCGAGAUUCGCGGCUACUCAUCCGAACAAGUCAAAGAUUACGUGACCACAUUUGCCGGAAAAGACACGCGUGCGGGAGCAAGACUCUGGCGACACAUCGGAGGCAACAUCAGCAUCCUCUCUCUAUGCUACAUUCCUGGGAGCUGCUUCAUCAUUUGCUCAACUCUGUUUCAGAUGCUGAGCUUCGAUAGUCUACCAAUGAAACUAACAGACAUUUACAAGAAAGCAGUGAAAAUUUUUUACUUGAGACAUGACAAAGAGUUCCACGGCAAGAAUUUCACUUGCGAUGACUUAGAAUCAGACGAUUUGCCCCGUGAAUGUGAAAAGAAAUUUGAAAGACUGGAAAAAAUGGCAUUUGAAGGAAUUAAAGAAAGAAGGCUGAGUUUUGGAAGAAACGAAGUAGGCGGAAUGGAAGACACCGAUCUUUUCUACCGCUUACCCGACCGUCGAACUGACGGGUUAAAACGCGAGGAACAAUUCUGUUUCAUUCAUUUAACAAUGCAUGAGUUUUUCGCUGCAAGGCACCUGGCGAACAUGGGAGAAACAGAAUUGAAGAAAUUUGUAUCUGAGAACAUCGAGGACGGAAAAUGGCAGCUGACGCUUCAGUUUCUAGCAGGACUAGUGAACGAUAAAGAAAAACUACCGAGCAAAAUUAUCACAGACCUUUUUCCUGUGAAAACCGCUGAAGAAACAGAGAGCGUAUUCUACAAUGAAGAGUGGCCAAGGAAUAGAGAGCCGAGGAAAGUCACCGGCUGGCCUACUGAAGACAGAAAACGUUUAGUGGUGACAUUACUUAAAUGUUGUAGUGAAAAUAGUGAAAUAACGGAAACAGUUCAGAGAAAACUUCAACAAAUUUCCUUUAAUUGUGUAAAUUUUCUUUUUUGUCAACUCACAUCUGCUGAUUGUGCCUCAUUAGUUACUGUGAUAAAUGUCCUAAAAAUUUCGCAUUUAGAUUUGUUUACCAAUAACAUUGGUCCAGUAGGUUGUUUUGAGAUUUGUAAAUUGUUAGAAUGUAGGGAAUCUCAACUGAGCUGGUUAAACCUCACAGGCAAUCAGUCGCAAGACGAAGGAGCAAAGUAUUUAGCUAAAGCCAUCAGAAACAGCAACUGUCAGCUACGUACGUUACACCUAUCAUUCAAUAACAUCGGAGAUAAAGGAGCACAACAUUUGGCUGAAGCCAUCAACAACGAAAACUGUCAACUAAGCACGUUAUAUCUCGCAGGAAAUGACAUCACAGAAGCAGUUAAACAGCGUGUAAAUAGUUUACUUAUCGAGAGUAAGUGUAUCCUUAAUAUAUAGCACAACUAAAACUAAAGAAAAAUAUGUUAACCACUUAUACUUCAAAAAAUGUGAGGUAACCAGCCCAGUGAAAUUACAACCCAGCAACUCAGUAGUUUUCUGAUGAGUUUAUUGAAGUUCGUUUGGAGAUUAGAACUGAGCGGAUCAAAUGAGUAAAUUAAAGACAGAUAGCUUGCUUUCUUAUUGGAGGGUGGCAAAGGAGGGGUGUCCAAUCACACAUCACGCUGAGUUUUUCCUUAAUUUUUUUAACCAAUUACGCGUCACGUAAAAAGGAGUAAGUACGCGUUGCUAAUACUGUAAGAUUUCAACCUAUCGGAUGCAUUAUUUUUUUUUAUUCUGGAAUGAAUUAUGUUUCACUAGUCAUAUUGCUUUUUUCUUAGACAAAGAGAGGGGUUUUACUUAUUGAAAAUUGACACUCCAACAGCGGUUACUCGGGAUCGCAAUAUCCCUCGUGGGUUAGGGGGAGAGGAGGGCUGACAUUCACACUACCUUGUAGAUCAAAGAGCGUUCACUUAUUACGGGAAUCUAAUUAGUAAGACGUGUAAAUCACGCGUCACCAGCAUGUAAAAUAGCAAAUCACGCCUCAGGUUGUGCUCUCCGGUUCCUCGUCACGCGGAUAAUUUGGGUUUAAUCACGCGUCACGCUGCAAAUUUUGAGGCCAUCACGCGUCAUGCAAAACCCCUUCGCCACCCUCUUAAAGAGUUGUGCUGUAUUUUCUUUUGCAAUCCAACCAAUCUAGUUGAAAUAGUCUCGUGCUUUCUGUCCAUGAAAUUGUAACCGAAUUGUAAUAAUCUAAAUUUUUGCAUUUCAAAGACAAAAGACCUUUUUGUAGAUUAGCGGUGUCAGACGUAUCAUUCAUAUUAAUUUACAUAAUCAUUUUCAGGUUUCUUUAGUUGUUGUUUAUAUUAGACUAAAUAUUACUAUGAUAAAUUGUGUGGUAUGAGACUUUUACUAAUGAAGAUGCUGCUUCGGUAGUGUUCGUAUAAAUUGCGAUGAUCACUCACAAUUUCGUAUUAUAAUCCGCAGAUCAAAUAUAUCUUAUCAAAUAAAUGUUGAAUAAAUCAUGUUAGGAGAAUCAUACUUUGUGUUGUAGCUAAUUCAGCCCCAGGCUAU